CAAGCCACCUCCUUUCCCCGGCGUUCCAUCUCUCGAGCACAGAGACUAAUUGACAGGGGCCAAAUGGCCGUGGAAACCACCACUUACACAUCCCUCGGCCCGGCCGCCGACGAGAGGGAUGAAGAAAAGCUCCGAUUCAUCGAUGAGAUGACCGCCAAUGCCGACGCGGUCCAAAAGAAGGUGCUUGCCGAGAUCCUGAGCCGGAACGCUGAGACUGAGUACCUCCAGAGGUAUAACCUCGGCGGCGCCACUGACCGUGCCACGUUUAAGGCUAAGAUCCCCAUGGUCACCUAUGAGGACCUUCAGCCGGAGAUCCAGCGUAUUGCUAACGGUGACCGCUCUCCCAUCCUCUCUGCCUACCCUAUCUCUGAGUUCCUCACCAGCUCCGGGACGUCGGCCGGUGAACGGAAGCUGAUGCCGACGAUCAAAGAAGAGCUGGACCGCCGGCAGCUCCUCUACAGCCUUCUAACGCCCGUCAUGAAUCUCUAUGUGCGGGGGCUGGACAAGGGAAAGGCCCUCUACUUUUACUUCGUGAAGUCGGAGACCAGGACCCCCGGCGGGCUCUUGGCGCGGCCGGUGCUGACGAGCUACUACAAGAGCGAGCACUUCAAGAGCCGGCCCUACGACCCCUACAACGUCAUCACGAGCCCCACCCCCGCCAUCCUCUGCGCCGACUCCUUCCAGAGCAUGUACGUCCAGAUGCUCUGCGGCCUCCUCCACCGCCUCCAAGUCCUCCGUGUCGGCGCCGUCUUCGCCUCCGGCCUCCUCCGCGCCAUCCGCUUCCUGCAGCUCCACUGGGGGGAGCUCGCCCGCGACAUCGCCGCCGGCUCGCUCAGCCCCAAGAUCACCGACCCCUCGGUCCGGGACUCGGUCGCCGACGUCCUGAAGCCCAACACCGAGCUCGCCGAGUUCAUUAGAGCCGAGUGCUCGACCGGGGAGUGGGCGGGGAUCGUUACCAGGAUGUGGCCCAACACCAAAUAUCUGGACGUGAUCGUGACGGGGGCCAUGGCACAGUACAUCCCCACCUUGGAGUACUACAGCGGGGGGCUCCCCAUGGCGUGCACCAUGUACGCCUCCUCCGAGUGCUACUUCGGCCUCAACCUGCGGCCUAUGUGCAAGCCCUCCGAGGUCUCCUACACCAUCAUGCCCAACAUGGCCUACUUCGAGUUCCUCCCUCUCGACCUUGCCGCCGGCGGCGCGUGCCAGGGGGAGGAGCUGGUGGACCUGGCACGCGUGGAAGUGGGCAAGGAGUACGAGCUGGUGAUCACCACCUACGCGGGGCUCUACCGGUACCGGGUCGGCGACAUCCUCCGGGUGACGAGCUUCCACAACGCGGCCCCACAGUUCCGGUUCGUGCGGCGGAAGAACGUGCUGCUGAGCAUCGAGUCGGACAAGACCGACGAGGCGGAGCUCCAGAAGGCGGUGGAGAGAGCGUCGGAGCUCCUCGAGCCGUGGAACGCCACCGUGGUGGAGUACACCAGCCACGCCUCGACGAAGAGCAUCCCGGGGCACUACGUCGUCUACUGGGAGCUCCUGGUGAAGGAGUCCACGGGUGAAGGGAGAAUGCCGUCCGGGGAGGUGAUGGGGCGUUGCUGUCUGGCGAUGGAGGAGGCGCUGAACUCGGUGUACCGGCAGAGCCGGGUGGCGGACGGGUCGAUCGGGGCGCUGGAGAUCCGGGUGGUGAGGGGAGGGACCUUCGAAGAGCUCAUGGACUACGCCAUCUCGAGGGGGGCGUCCAUCAACCAGUACAAGGUCCCGCGCUGCGUCAACUUCCCCCCGAUCUUGGACCUGCUCGACUCCCGGGUCGUCUCCACCCACUUCAGCCCCACCCUCCCCACCUGGAGCCCCCACCGCGCCACCUAGAACGUGGGCCCCACGUGUGUGUUUCCGUGGCGCUGACCGACCGACCAACUUACCUUCCCUGUCUUUUCCUAGUCAACGGCCGUGCCGGGGACGUAGCUGCAAUUUGUUUCCAUCCCGUGGAAGACGGCCUAUUACUUUCUUUUCUCCUCUAUUCCUUUGUUUAAAAUUAAAAAAAAAAGAAAAAAAAGAAGAAGGAGAACAUCAUCUACUUUAUUAAUGUCAAAUAGUGGCGCUU
This is a messenger RNA of Elaeis guineensis (African oil palm), 2098 nucleotides long. Its product is annotated as indole-3-acetic acid-amido synthetase GH3.8. Lineage: Eukaryota; Viridiplantae; Streptophyta; Magnoliopsida; Arecales; Arecaceae. Gene Ontology annotation, molecular function: acid-amino acid ligase activity. The record is from RefSeq and is a predicted model, not a curated record. Gene Ontology annotation, cellular component: cytoplasm.